This is a messenger RNA of Porites evermanni, 5936 nucleotides long. Lineage: Eukaryota; Metazoa; Cnidaria; Anthozoa; Scleractinia; Poritidae. The record is from the annotation of a GenBank genome assembly.
AUGACAGAACUUCUUAGGAUUUUUAUUGCAGGUAUCAUUAAUAUUAUUGUUGCAACUCAUUCUUAUUAAUCUAUGUCUGCCCACAGAGACUAAAUUACUUGAGACUAAGUGGGGCACUUGUUGCGGGUGCAAAAGGUUCUCUGCAGGGCCUCAAAAAUUAUUAAUUUAUAAUUUACUUAAGGACAUGGCAUCCAGUCAUGUGUUUAACUUUGCAAAUUGGACCACAAUCAGAUUAAACUACAAUCAACACAAAUAAUGUUAUCCUUCCAGAUUACCUUUCUAAGAAAAUCUUUAGUAAGCAAGAAAGUUAUUUCUCAUUACAAGUCAGGACGCUGCUUUUAUUCUGAGAUACAAUAGCAGAUUCAUGAGAUUCAUUAGCCUUUUAUGUUAUGAUAUACAUUGCCAGCUAUUUCUUCUAGAUUUUUCACCUCAGUUGAUAGCUUGAGAUUGUUUUGCCACAGCACUGGGAAACCUCCUGUGAGAAACUUUUUGAUUUCCUUCUUUCUUUCUUUCUUUCUUGAAAGAGGGUGCAGCGAGAGCAGUACAGCAAGCUAAGGUAUAAUAGUUUGAAGAUGACCAACCUCUUUGAAUUUUGUACAAGUUUGUUACAGAAGAACCUUGAUAACUUGAACUCAGAUAAUCCUGAAUUCCCUGCUAACUCGAACAAAACUUCCCUUCCCUUGAUCAAAAUUACGCUGAAAUUUACCCCAACAACUCAAAUUUCCCUCUAAGUUGAACUGUUUUUUGUUUUCUUAUAGAGUUCGAGUCCCCGAGAUAUACUGUAUUUCUUUUCAACAGAAAAAAAAAGUGAAAAAUAAGUCAACUCCCUCACCCACACAUAGUUACACAAAUUCUCUUUCUGACAUAAGUGUCCAUCAUAGAGAGCCACCUGCCUUAUGGAGAGUCAGAAAAUGCCUAUUAAAGCAAUAGCAAGAACUAUUCUAGGUGCCUGUUUUUAUCUUAGGUUCCUAAUGACAACAAAAUAUUCUGUUGCUUGGACAGCAUUUAAUCAAUUUUGGUUCACAAAAAAAAUCUCAGCCUCUUUUUUGGAAUCUUUUUCCCAUCUGGCAACAACCAUCAUGGCUAUUAAUAAAUAAAAAUGUUUGUAUCCUGGACACAACUCUUUUUAUAUAAUCUAUCUGAAUAAUGGUCAUACAAGAAAAGUGAUUAUAAUAACUUGAACUCUUGCUCUUUUUCUAGGUUGAAUCCUCACCAACUGUAGAAACUGACCAUCUGGAAAAAAUCCUACCACAACUGGUAAGUGCAUCGAAGUCAGUCUUCCUCAUUAAAUUUCAUCUUAUCUCGUAAAUGCCCUCAUCAGACAGUAAUAAAUUUUUCCCAGUAAUGUUUCAAUGUAUGCAUCCCUUGAAACUUUUGCAUGCAAAUUUAUUAUGUACUGAAAUGAAUUUUGUUGUUGUAGUAUAUGGGCUUCACCAGCCUCGUUCCCAGUCAUCCUCAGCGAUUUUGAAUGUGACAUCAGCUGUCAAGCUUCAUGUUGGUGAGCACAAGGGGGCUUGGAACCAAGCGUGCUAUCACCCUUGGUUCCAAGCCCCCUUCUGUUGACUUUGAUAGCGUGAACAGGCCUGGGAAUGAGGCUGGGUCUUCACUUCGGUCAUGACACUGUAUAUGAGAACUAUUUAAGCAAUAGAAAACAUUUCUUUGUCUCGGGUAUGCAUAACUGCCGAGUAUUCUCCCAACCCCUCAAGUGUUUAUAUCAGGCUAUGUAUACAUGCCAAGAAAUAGAUAAUUUUUAAAUCAUUCUACUGACAAAAUCUAAUAGCAGCAAGAAAAUAAUUUGGAAUUAUGACUUGAAUAAAUCCAUGGGCAGAUACGUUUCCAUUAACAAUGGCUAGUCUUUGGGUUUAACCUUGUUUUAAAAGCACUAAGUGUGGUUUAAAGUUAGUGUAAUUUAAUGUUGUUUUCUUAUGUUUUUGUGAACUUUUUUUUCAGCUUCUUGACUUCUGAAAUUUUGAAGUCAAGACUGCAAAAAACCACCAGAAGAGGCAAAAGGAAAGGAAAAUGCUAAUCAUUGAAGGCAAGAAGGAAGGAAAUUGUCAAAAUCAUUGAAGGUGACAUCUCACUGUCAACAAUGACUUAGUCUCAUGUUAUUUGUAAAUUACAAAACAACUUCCCUUAGGGAUAUAUCUGAAGGUCAUUCUCUAUGUAAAUUAAAGUACAGUUGACUCCCGAUUAAUUUGAUUUCGAGUUAUCGGGAGUCAACUGUAGUUGCUAAGCAGAGGUAAACUUCUUGUGUAUUGUCUAAUACUGAGUGUAAGCUAAUAUAUAUAUGUUGUAGUUAAUUUUUUAUCUCAUGUAAUUUUUGUUUUUGUUUUGUUUUUUGGGUAUGGUAAUGUAUGCUAAUGAAGUUGAAACAAAGGAAAAAUAAAAAUUACCCGAGAUAAAAAAUUAACUACAACAUAUAUACAUACUUUAAAUGUUUGAGUUAGUGCCCCACCUUCUACCAAGGAAAAUCACUGGAUUUACAGUCAUACCCAGUCAUUCUGAAAAGUCUUGUUGCAGAAAGUAGUAUAAAAUAAUGUGAUCAACGAUGGCCGAAGAAGUAAAAUUCGUAAAUGACUCCAAGCCAAUAGGGUGAUCAAAGGGGGUUAAAGAAUGCUGAUUUAUUCAAUAAAUCUUAGUCCUUGAAAAGUGUAAUUUUUGCUUGAAAAAUCCUUGAAAAGUCCUUGCAUGAAAUGUAUUUAUCUGAAGUUGUACGGUUACUACGAACCAUGUAAUAAACCUCAUGCCUAAAGUUGAAAAUCAAUAGCGUUGAUCGAUAUGUAAGCUUUCUUUUAGACGGACUGCAAAACAGCCAGGCUCCGAGAUAGUCGGGCCCGCUAAAAUUGAGAAAGCGCGAAGACGAAAACAAAACGGAAGGAAACUUCCCUUCUGCCUUCCUUUUCCUCUUUUUCGCCCUGCCAACUUUUCGAGUGCCUUUUACUUUCGCGUCUUCCUCACUAUUUGAGGGCCUGGAACAGGCUAGGUUACAGAAAGAUGAGGCGAAGCUGCCGUGGAAAGCGUCUCAUCCCCAUUCUCCGUACAGCUUGGCAGCUCCUCUGACAAAUCUUUGGUCGCGCUAACGAUCCCGCCGGCUUCUCAGGCUAGAGAGAUGAUAUUAUUAGCAUUACUGAAAAUCAGGACCGCCAUUUCGCCUACGUGGACCCGAAGUGCAGAAAAGGUGUACUGCUCAAAACAGGCGUUAAUGAACGCGGGUUUUGGGAGCCGCCAAACCUGCCUGAUCGUCCCCUGUUUGUACAGGCUACUGACAUUUUCAGUAAAAAGGGUGUUGCCUGCGUGGAUGGAGAGAUUCAGAGUACUGCACUUGAAAUCUGGAGGUCCCAUGCAAUAUUUCAAGCCCCCCCCCCCCCUUGAGCACUGGCUCAUGCACCGCCGUAACGUCUGCAAAUUUUAUAUUCUUAAAGUGCGGUUUCCCUUUGCCUUUUGUCUGUUUGGUUGUUGUUGUUGUUUUUUACUGUUUUCUGUGAAGCGUUAAGGUCAUCGAAAAGGGAGACUUAAGGCUUGUUGCGUUCCUUUGGAAUGAUCCGGAUAAGGAACUGAUCUGAAUUCACUCUGAUCUGUACAGUCAAACUCGGCAUAUGCACAUGAGUAAUGCCCUUGUUUCUGUAAGUUCUGAAUGUAUUAUGGAACGAUCUGACUAUUUGGCUUGGAACGAUCUGACUAUUUGGCUUGGAACGAUCAUGGAACGAAGUGACUGGAUACUAGUAAUUUCACUGAGGAGGGAGGGGGUGGGGCAUGGAAAGUGUUUGUAUUAUUGGGGUGUCCGUGUUUAAAAACGGUUCAUGUUAUGUAGGUCAAAAUACCCCUUUUUGAAACAAAAUACUAAAGAAAUAACACAGAUCAUUACCAUCGUAACAUUAAACGUCUCUAACUUUCACCAGGUGGUGUGCGCACUACGAUCGCUAAGUAUCAUGGGCGGUAUUCAAAAUCUGAUCAUUUGUGUCAAGAUGGCGUGGAGUGAAUAUCUCGACUGCGGAGUGAAUAUUCGUUAAUUACGCUGUAGAUAUGUACGAUUUUACUUUGAAUCUCUUCCGGAAUCUCUUGAAAAAGAAAGUGUGUCCUAUUCUCAGGGAAAAAACAGUCUCAUUCCUUUGAUAAGUGUAUUCUGGUGUAUUUUGUUCGUAAUGUAUCGGUCAAAUCGAAGCUUCAACAUGCGCCCCCCCCCCCCCCCNGGUGGGGAAUUUGAUCCCCAUACUUUAGGGGUGGGGAAUUUGAACUGAACCCUCGAUUUCAUGUAAAAUCUUUGGCGUGGCGAGCUAUCAUGGGGGACGCGGUGUUAGACGAUUUUCGUGGAAAAGAUCGUGCCUUUGUGGCCAAUUGGUUACGAGGAAAGGGCUUAAACAAGCUUUGUGCUGUAUUUGAAGUAUUUAAAUUUUAAAAUUUUUAAUACUGGAUUCAGGCUUUGAAUGUAUGAAUGUAUUUUAUUGUUGUGUUUUAUACAAUGAAAGACAAUACCUAUACCGGCGAUUCAAUACAACAACAUAAAAUAAAAUAAAAUAAAAUAAAAAGCUCAGGUCAACUACUUUGACCUACUGCAAGUAUGUUAGUUAAUAAGGUGAGCGAUGAUGCAUAUCAGUGAAAUAGUCAUGAUGUAAUCUCAAUAGAUGGGGUCUUUUUUUAUAGAACGCUUUGAGCAUUCAGUGACCUUGUAGCAGCGAUUUCCGCCGCUUUGCACCAGACUUUUGUUCGUAGUAAAUACGCUAACAGUGUUUCUCAGUUUUUGUUAUAUUUAUAAAGAUUUUGUUCGACAACUGAAGGCGUUUCCGCCGUCCCUCUGCCAGUUUUGUGCCUGUGAAACGUCCCCGGGGUGGGGGCAUUGAUCACCUGAAUGGACCAUAGUGUGGGGCAUUUGAACGGCAUUUUGGCCCGGGUAGGGGAGAAUUUGAACAAUAAUUUUCAAAAAAGUCAAAUGCACGGGGGGUUGCCCGGGGGGGGGGGGCAUGUUGAAGCUUCGAUUUGACCGAUACAUAAUCACUUGCAUCCUGUUUGAAGAGUCGGCACAGAAACGCUUUGUUCAAUGAUUCAAUCAUGAAAAGCACUGGAGAAAGGACCCGCGGUUCGCCGAAAAUUUUGAAUUCACCGUGAAAUCAGUGCAACUAGUGCUAAGAGGUACUGAUAUGCAUAGCUGUGAUAUACUCAUAAAAUGCUAGGAGCUUCUUCAGAAUACCCGGUCACGGUAUUUAAAGCCGUGAAGGACUGUGUCCACGGAAACACUCAAAAGUCGCUCAUUUAUAUGGCAUUACUUAAUCAAAAACCGUUCUCUUCAUAACUCGUUUGCAGAGAUGCCAACCUCUGGAGAUUUAAAAUCUGGAGACUCUCUGUUUUCUAUUAGCCCACUACCCCCGGAAAUUUAGGACAUUAUAUCAAGUCUUACAUGAGGUGGAUACCAUCAAAAUUCGCGAUCAUCGUUUUGAUGCCAGAAAUAAUCUUUGUCAGUGACUAAAUAGGUGUAAAAUGCCUUAGAAACAGUAUUACGAACAAGAAAAAUUCAAGUUUUGAACUAAAAAUGGGCUAAAUUUCAAACUAAGGCACAGAAAAGCUCAAAAGAUGAUUUUAUCAGGGAGAUAAAGCGACCCGUACGGGAGACUGGGAGAUUGGUGUCGUAUCCGGGAGACUCCCGGAUAAUCCGGGAGGGUUGGCAUGUAUGCGUUUGAUGCAAACAUAGUCUGAAAUUGACGUUAACAAUUUAUCUGUAGCGCUGGGAAAUUUACUUGUUGUCACCUGUCCGCGUUCUAUUAGCGAGGUUGACUUCAGUGAAUCUGUUGAUUGGACAAGAACAGUGACAAGAAACAAGUUUCCUUUGUCCGAAUUGUGGUCGUUUCACCCUGACGGAAGUCGAUGACAAAUGUUCACCCAAUGACAAAUGUUCAACACUCUUCAGACUACAACACGGCUUAUCAGAAAUGUCUUUGACUUAA